AUGAGAGAUGAAAUAAAUGAUCACAAAUAUAACAAAGAUGAAAAUGAAGAUACGUUUCAACAGGAAUUAAAUGCUCUGGAAACUAAACUUAACAGUGAAUUACAAAAAGAACUAACAAAUAUUAAACAACAAAUACAAAACUUAGAUGAUAGCGAAAUUAAAACCUAUAUUCAACAACAAAUACAAAAUAUUGAUGAUAGUGAAAUCAAAACAUAUAUUCAACAACAAAUACAGAAUAUUGAUGAUAGUGUUAAUCAACAACAGAUAACCACUAUUAAUAACAUAGUUUUAAAACAGGACAAAAAUAUACUCGCAUUAGAAAAGUAUCUCAAGAAAGAAAAUAAAUCAUAUCAUUUCAAUCUUCCAUUUGUAACUUUGAGUUAUAGACAUAGCCAAGCUUCUAUUACUGAUAAUAUUGAUAAAUCAAAAGAUUAUGAAUUGAAAAAAUAUGGAUUUACAGCAAAUAUAAGAGUAUUUUCUCCAGAUUCAACCUCCCCCUAUGAAAUAUUUGAUUCUCAAUUUUCUUUACGAGGAAAAAUUGUAAUUGAAAUUAUUUUUCCUAUACAGGUAAAAGUUGAUUCAAUAUUCUUCAGACAAAACUUAUAUUCAUAUAAUAAAUUUAACGCUCGUAAAGUUCUUCAGUUUAUCAAUGGUACAAAAAAGGUAGAAACUAAAGAAUUAGAAAUUAACGAAGAAAACAACAAGGCUAAUCACUUAUAUGAAAUUAAAACGAGUGGAAAAUAUAUAGAUAGGUUUAGAAUGUUGAUCAUACCAGAUAAUGAAGAAGAUGAACUUUCAUUGAGUGAUUUUGAUAUGAUAUUGGAGACGGAAACUUCACCAUCAAUGAAUAUCAUUAAAAAUCCAGAACCAGAAAAAUAA
Lottia gigantea (owl limpet) is the source of this 879-nucleotide messenger RNA. RefSeq lists its product as hypothetical. NCBI's taxonomy places the organism in Eukaryota, Metazoa, Mollusca, Gastropoda, Lottiidae. The record is from RefSeq and is a predicted model, not a curated record. The transcript is spliced from 2 exons. Bases 1 to 879 code for a protein of 292 amino acids.